Molecule: messenger RNA, 780 nt
Organism: Thrips palmi
Lineage: Eukaryota; Metazoa; Arthropoda; Insecta; Thysanoptera; Thripidae
Product: transcription factor SPT20 homolog
Exons: 3
Source: RefSeq, a predicted model, not a curated record
CAGCCGCAGCAACAACACCACCACCAACAACAAGUACAACAACUACAACAACAACAACAAGUACAACUUCAACAACAACAAGUACAACUACAACAGCAACAACAAGUACAACAACUACAACAUCAACAAGUACAACAACUACAACAACAACAGCAACAGUACCAAGAGCAACUACCGCUGCAGCAGCAGUUCCUCACGCAGCCUCAGUUGAUCCAGCAACAACAGCAGCAACAACAACUGCACUUCUUGCAGCAGCAACAACUCCAGAUUUUUCAGCAGCGCGUGAACCAGCACCAGCAGGCCAUGUUUUAUCAACAACAACAACAACAGCAACAGCAACAGCUGCCCACAGUGCAUCCUCCCAUAAGCUGGCACCGGCCGAGCCUUGAAAGCGGCGAUUUCAUCGGCCCGGUGGACACGGCACCGAAUCAGCGGCCGACGUCCACGGUGCACUGGAGGACGUCGAAUUGGACAGAGCAUCCGACGAUGCCCAUGCAGCGCGGGCAACACCGCGGGCAGCGAGGGCAGCACCGCGGCCAGCAUCGCACCAUGCAUCGCGGUCUCGAGCGCGGUCCGCAGCGAGAGCAGCAAGCUGGAAGCAGUGGAGGCCCGGCGGCAGCCUGGUCGGCACCGCGGUCGUUAGGCAGGCCGUCGCAGAGGGCUUCGGCCAUCGCCCAGAUCCCCCCGGAGCAGGGCGCCGCCCUCGCCGACGUGGACCUCGCGCCGGCCUCGGCCCCGACCUCGGCCAGGGCCUCGGUCAAAGUCUCGGACAGGGACUAG